AUGGCGCAGCUCGCGAAUCUGUCGACCGCCGACGCCCUCGCCGCCCGCUACGCCUUGCUGAAGGCGUACGAGAAGAACACGCUAUCGACGCGCACGCCGCUUGAGCAGACGGCGUUUGAGAUGUGCGACGAGACCGACAUCGAGACGGAGAAGAGUUUCUUCGGCAGGGGCCCGGCGCCCGGCAACGAGGCGGCCUUCUUCAAGUCGCUAGCGGAGCACGGGGGGAAGUAG
Molecule: messenger RNA, 231 nt
Organism: Trypanosoma grayi
Lineage: Eukaryota; Euglenozoa; Kinetoplastea; Trypanosomatida; Trypanosomatidae
Product: putative protein phosphatase 2C
Exons: 1
Coding region: 1-231 (76 amino acids)
Source: RefSeq, a predicted model, not a curated record